This is a messenger RNA of Postia placenta MAD-698-R-SB12, 1344 nucleotides long. RefSeq lists its product as hypothetical. The transcript has 4 exons. NCBI's taxonomy places the organism in Eukaryota, Fungi, Basidiomycota, Agaricomycetes, Polyporales, Adustoporiaceae. Gene Ontology annotation, molecular function: protein binding. The coding region runs from base 1 to 1344 and encodes 447 amino acids. The record is from RefSeq and is a predicted model, not a curated record.
AUGUCCCCCACGACGAACCUCUCGCCCUCUGAGGAUGAGUUGCGCCGAGCUCUCAUAGCGCUACGCGCCGACAACCCAAGCUUAGGCAUAGCAAAAUUGCAUGCGCUGCUCUUGUCGACACAUUCUGCAUGGGCGGUGAGCGAAAAACGAACGCGCAAAAUUUUACAGAAUGAGGGCCUGGUGCUCACCUCAAAUCGUUCUACCACGCGUUCGACAUCGGACCAGAGCGCAGCAUCAACAGAUGUCAAGAAAUUUCCCUUGUCUGCACUCGUUGAAGGGCUAGACAUCUCCAAAUGGACGUCAAAGAUCGAGGUCAAGUACUUCGACAAAAUUAAGGGCAAAGGCCUAGUGGCGAAGGAAAAACUUUCCCAGGGAGAGGUAAUCUGGAAGGAAGAUCAUUUCGUGCUCGCUCCAGAAUGGGAAAUUUACGACUUGCAGAAAUCCUCCCUUGCGUGCAGCUUUUGCAGCACGCCGCUGCAGGACUCUCCUAUUGCAAUAUCUUGCCCUUCUAGCGCAUCUUCUACAGGACAUACGUGCCCUGCUAGAUUUUGCAACCGUCUAUGUCUAUCUCGCUCGGGACGCACGCAUCCGUUACUUUGCCCGUCUCAAAACCCGGCUUCCGUACCAUUACUGAGGUUUGCCCGGCGAACCGAGUGGAUGGCUCUACAUGCCCUGGCUCAAUGCACCGCUCGACUCUUGCUGACAUACCAACAAGACGAAUCUGCUUGGGAGUCCGACUGGAAAUUUGUGCGGUCCUUGGCGCAGCUGGGUAUGGAGGAGCGCGCGAAGGAUGAAUGGAUGAAUGGGGUGGAGGUUGAUCGGGAGACGUGGAAGAAGGGACAUCAGCUGUUCCUGCAAGCAUUCCAGGAGCCAGCCGCAGCUCCGGAGAAAAAGAAGCUCGCGCGGCUGUUGAAGAAACCGCUCGGGAAAGAGAUCGCGGACGCGCUGUUCCCCUACGAAAGCUUCCUCCUCGGCUUGGGGCGCAUGAACCUCAACAUCGAGGCACACGGCGGCAUCUACGUGCUUCACUCGCAUCUCAACCACUCUUGCUCGCCAAACGUUGCCAUCAGACACCUUGACCAACGCACCGCCUUGUCACGUAUCACCGUCAUUGCCAAGCAGGACAUCCAGCCGGGUGAGGAGCUGUGCAUUACGUACGUCAACCCCGACCUCCCGGUCGACCUCCGCCGUCGUCAGAUCAUGGAAUGGGGCUUCGGCUUGUGCCAAUGUCCGCGCUGCAUCGCUGAGGGCUCUGAUUCCCCCGACAAGGCACAAAAGGCUGUGCCUACACUGGAUCUGGGCGACCUGGAAAGCGAGCUGAAGGCGGGUCUGGGCAUGUUGUAG